UUGUCAAGCAAGAGCGAAGGGCACUCCAGCUCUUGUUUAGCAUUACGUGAACAUCGGAAACAUCGGCAUCUCUUCUUAUUCGACAGGUUUUGGAGUCAGAUCAUGAAUGUUUAGCGACACUAAUAUUUGGUACGCUCGCGUGUCGUGUGAGCUAGCGUCGUGUCCAGGAACAAGGCGACGGUAAAGUCAUUUUACUUACGGAACAUUUAUUCCAUCGACCUUCCACGUUGCUAUUAACGGUGUAUGUACAGAAUUUCAAGUCCGAUGCAUGAGGUGGAUUUGUGAGCAUCCAGGAUGACAUCGGAGGCUGCUGCUGCUCCUGUCCCCACACCUCCAGCCUUAAGCAGCACUAAAGCGCGAAUAGACCACUACUGGCUCCGCUCUUUUGUUGCUGGAGGUGUCGCAGGAUGCUGUGCCAAGACUACAAUCGCUCCUCUAGACCGGGUAAAGAUUCUGCUUCAGGCUCAGAAUCCCCACUACAAACACCUGGGUGUGUUUUCCACUCUAAAAGCUGUGCCAAAAAAAGAAGGCUUCCGCGGCUUGUACAAGGGUAAUGGUGCGAUGAUGGUGAGGAUAUUUCCUUACGGUGCGAUCCAGUUCAUGGCCUUUGAUAAUUAUAAAAAGCUGCUUAGUAAACAACUUGGGAUCUCCGGACAUAUUCACCGCCUCAUGGCCGGUUCCAUGGCAGGUAUGACAGCAGUGAUAUGCACUUAUCCAUUGGACAUGGUUCGAGCCAGACUGGCCUUCCAGGUGACCGGGGACCAUCGCUACACCGGAAUCAUCAAUGCAUUCCACACCAUCUAUCUGAAUGAGGGGGGAUUCUUGGGCUUCUAUCGGGGACUCACCCCAACCCUCAUUGGAAUGGCCCCUUAUGCAGGUUUCUCCUUCUUCACCUUCGGGACCUUGAAAAGCCUCGGUUUGAAACAUUUCCCGGAGACGCUGGGACGACCGUCGUCGGACAACCCAGACGUUCUGGUUCUUAAAACCAAAGUCAAUCUGUUGUGCGGAGGCGUUGCCGGUGCCAUCGCUCAGACGAUAUCCUAUCCCUUGGAUGUGGUACGGCGAAGGAUGCAGCUUGGAUCCGUGCUUCCUGACGGACACAAGUGUGUCUCCCUGAGCAAGACCCUAUCUUACGUCUACAAGGAGUACGGGGUCAAGAAUGGCCUCUACCGAGGCCUGUCGCUCAACUACAUCCGCUGCGUCCCCUCUCAGGCUGUGGCCUUCACCACUUACGAAUUCAUGAAGCAACUCCUCCACCUCAAUUAGCGGCCGUGUCACUCAUCUGACUCGCGCCGAUGCUUACUUGGUAUGUCUUAAAAUGACCACACCAACAAAAUAUUUAGAAUGUGGUUUUUAAGGAUCAAAAAUUCUAAUAUUUUUGCAUCACGAUUCAUUGCUUUAAUUCCUUCGUCCCCAGGGGGCGUGAUGAUGCAGAUGUACACCGGAAGAAAACUCGGUGACUCAUAAGCUGCAGGAGAGGAUAAAGAAUGUAUGCCUCAAGUAUUGUCAUAUUGCUUGUUGUAUUUCAAAUAUAAUUCGCAUAAGUUUAUAACAGACAAAUUGAUGCGAGUUUCGUUAGCCUGCCUAUGGCCUUUUGCAUUGUGUUAGCUUUUUGCCAGCUGACUUACAUAAGUGACGUGGCUGGGUUGAAUGCACUGUAUGUACAGUGAUUCUUUUUCUUUUGUGUUUAGUUUUACACUCAAUUUCAACAGGGAGUGGCAGUAAAAAGCUUGAAUCCAUCGCCUCUUUUUUUUUUUUGACGAAGUGUUCACGCGUUCUAGCGUUUGGCACUCAAAUUUUUGCUCACAGCUCCGGGCAAAAACAUUCAGGCGACAGCUUGUACGUAUCCCAAAAAAACUCUUUAAGUCGGUGUACCACUGUACCUCUCGUUACAAGCGUGUAUAUAACCGGCCGCUGGAAAGAAGCGUAAAAUGAGCAACUGAUUAACUAUAUUUCUACCGUUACCGAGUAACAUGAAAUCCACACAUUUCUUUGGAUUUUUGGGAUGAGUUUGAUACACUGAAAGCUGAUGUAAAGAUUGCAUGACUUAGGAUUCAGGGCUUUAAAAAUAUAUAAGGGGUGCAAGUGGCAUGCAUGCCUUGUCCUUUUUUUUUUUUUUAAAAUGUCUGUCUUUUUUUUAAUGCCUCUUAAAAUCUGACCAGUUUGUCAAUCAUCUUUUAUUGUCUUAUGCCAAACUUUAAAGAGAACAGUAUAGUGAUUUUAUUAUUGGUUUUUUUUUUUGUUUUUGUUUUUUCGUUAUGGACACAGAUGUUUAAUGUGUGCUUAUAAUCACUCGCAAUUCUGUGUGCUCUGAUAUUCUUGUUGAUGUCCAUAUUUGAUUCUGUGCUGAAUGUAGAUCAGACAAGUCCGGAUCGGGCGAUGUUCUGAUAGGAGGGAAAAUUGCACUUUUAACUGUUUACCUUUUACUUCUGUUAUUUAUUGAUUUAGCUUCAUGUCGCCACUGGGUGGUGGCUCUGCUGACAGAAAUGAUGUGGUUUACAGUUAUAGCUGAAAAAAGUAAUGUAAAUAAAACCAAAUAGUGUGAAAUAAUUCUGUUUACGUAAUCUAACGUAAAUUGAAAACAGGCCUGCGCGCUAUUUUCCUUUUCAUGACAAAUCUUGGAAAUGAUUAUCAGUUUUGGCAAUCUGGUUUCACCGUUUUUUUUUCCCCUUAACUUUUAGCAGCCCUAGAUAUAUGUUUUACAUUCGAAAAAUGUCAUGGCUUUCACCAAACAGAAACGUCACAGGACGUAGAAACAACAGCAGUUAUGUAUCUUCUGCCAUCUAGUGGUCGAGCAUUUAAUUGUCCUGCCUUUCGCUUCUACUGUAUGUCGCUGGGAUAUAAAACCCCAUUCGUAAUUUGCAUUAAAUAAUUUUCGGACCAAAAUAAAAAGUGAAAUAAGGUAAUUUCUCACGGUACAUCUGAGCUUUUGUGGAACAAUGGUUGCUAACAAGUAUUUUUGAAAAAUUCAAGUGAAUUUGGGGAAUUUAUGCUGGCGCCACUCCAAAAUUUUACUCGAGCAACAGAAACACAAUGUCAGCAAUAUAAACUCAUGACUCCUAAAUAUUCUCUACAUUAUAUCACAUAUUUGUGCAAUGUGCUUGGCUACUUGAUCGAGUCACGUUUCGAGAAGUGACCGAAUAAAUAUAAAAAUGCCUUUGGAUGUCCAUAUUGUAUUUUCUUUCUCUGUUUGGCUUAUGUGUAUUUUUAAAAUCAGGACAUGAUAUUAAAUAUCACCUUGUUAACGCCAUA
Hippocampus comes (tiger tail seahorse) is the source of this 3252-nucleotide messenger RNA. RefSeq names its product solute carrier family 25 member 16 (gene slc25a16). Gene Ontology annotation, cellular component: mitochondrial inner membrane. Gene Ontology annotation, biological process: transmembrane transport. Lineage: Eukaryota; Metazoa; Chordata; Actinopteri; Syngnathiformes; Syngnathidae. Bases 295 to 1266 code for a protein of 323 amino acids. The record is from RefSeq and is a predicted model, not a curated record. The transcript has 10 exons.